Molecule: messenger RNA, 3202 nt
Organism: Orbicella faveolata
Lineage: Eukaryota; Metazoa; Cnidaria; Anthozoa; Scleractinia; Merulinidae
Product: dynein heavy chain domain-containing protein 1-like
Biological process (GO): microtubule-based movement
Cellular component (GO): dynein complex
Molecular function (GO): dynein intermediate chain binding; ATP binding; minus-end-directed microtubule motor activity
Source: RefSeq, a predicted model, not a curated record
UAGCAGGAAUUAUCAUACCUUAACCCAAAAAGUUAAACCCAAUCCUAAUUUAACCCUUAACGUAAAAGAAAAGAAAACAACUGUUUAUCAUAAAACCAAUUUAGUCUGCAGCCUCCAGUGUAACAUGCAGACUUUAGGUUGAAAUUAGCUCUCUACAUGUAUGAGGGUCAGAGUUACUUUAUAGUAGAGUAUUUUUUAGGGUAAGUGUUUUCACUUAGUUAGGGUUAGACUGGCGUCUGAAGUUCAUAGGCUCUUUCCUGUGUCCUUUAUUUCUGAAAUUUUGGUUGAAUGGUUCGCAUUUCAGAAAAACUACAAUUUUCGAAUUUUUUGGAAACUUCCCAAAACCGUUUCCGUACCAUUUAUCGCUGUUUCGAAUGUUCCAGAAUUUUUGGCUGAAUGAAAAGCUCCCUACAUUUUAUUCUAAGCACUUUUGCAGCUUCUAUUUUUUCUACAUAGAAAUGUUUUUGUCGUAUGGUUUGUUCUAUUUACAUGUAUCAUAUUUGUCUUCACUGGAUUAUUUUACCAUUUCAGUUGGCCGUCGCUGACGAGCGAUUCAACUGAAAGCAAAACACCCGCUGCACUGUCUCCAAUGAUUCGCUCCAUUCUUCGUCUGUGGUGUCACGAAAGCUCUCGUACAUACAGUGAUCGCCUGUUCACCGAGGAACAGCGGUACUGGUUCUCUUCUCUGUUACACGACUCCGUCGAAGAGUUCUUCUGCAGGGACAACUCCGAGCAGGGAUCCGAAAUGUUCUCUGUGGAAAAGCUAGAGAUGGAACAAAAAAAAUUGCGAGAAGUUUUGCCAGGUAGAAAUGCACCCCCACCUACUGCCAGUGAUGAACAACUCGAAAACACAGGGGAGGAUGAGGCAUCCAUGCAACCAGACGACUCCAUGGCUCUACCAACUCAAGAAUUACGGGCACCAAGUGAUGAAAGUGCUGUUGAAGAAGACGAGGAAGAAGGUGAAAUUGGUACUAUUGUGACGGAAGAAAACCCUUUGCCGGAAGAAGCGAAUGACGAAGCUGUCGAGAUGGAAGACGACGAAGGGGGAUUUCCUCCAAAAGUAGAAGAACAAAAUGUGAACGACGUUGAUCCAGAUAGAUUGGAAGUUCAAGAAGAUGAAACUCUUAGUAGAGAGCCGACUUUAGCGGAGAGCACGUCGCUGCUUCAGCCAGUCCGUGUUAAGGUCACGUUUGACGACACUAGCGGUGUAAGCUACGACAAGAGCUAUGAUGGUCCCUUGAUUUCGUCGGAGCAGUUGGCGUUUUCUGGCGAGGAUCUUACAGACAUCAUUUUCUGCAAGCAUUUUAACGCCUCUGUGACCGGGCGAGAGAGUAGUGCGAGCGAGGUGGCCAGCAAGAACUACCUUGAGUGCGCUGAAAGCAUCUUGGAGCAAGGCAUUAGGCGUUGUCUGGCCUCUUAUAAUGCUCAGGUGGUGGAGUCAGGCAGUGGAGCCAGGAUAAUGAACUUGGUGACGUUUCGUGAGGCCCUUCAACAUGCAGCGCGUUUGAGCCGAGCACUGGCCACACCAGGAGGUCAUGCACUAUUGUUGUCUGAUCUUGGCUAUGGAAGAAGGACGCUGACCAGGGUUACUGCACAUGCAGCUUGUUGCAAGCUCAUAGAGGUACAACGAAGCCAAUUCCAAAGUCAAGAGGACCUCAGACAGCAGAUCAAAGUCGCGUCAUUCAUCACUGGUCUUCAAGGAAAGCCUGUAGUGUUGUUUGUACCAGAAGGCGUUUGUGAUGGAUCCAUGCAGGACAUCUGUUCACUGAUGUCUGAAGGUACAUGCCCUGGCCUUUACACACCCAACGAGCUCUUCAUGAUCUCCAACCAGCUUCUUCCCGGUGGAAAACGUGGAGCUCGCAGAGUGGAAAACCAAGAUAUCGCACAGGAACGAUAUUUCCGUCGCGUCAGAUCGCACCUUCAUGUCGUGAUCUGCUUAAAAUAUAGAAAGCUUGACUUGUCCAACUCUUUGGAAAAGAACCAGUUGUAUAAGUUCCCAGCGCUGGUAACACGAAGCUGUUGUGUCGAUAUUUACCGAGCCUGGCCUCACGAGGCACUUGUUAGCAUAGCGCAGAAACAACUUGAAGAGGAAGAGAGCGUUUUUAGUCUUUUGCCACUGAAAAGACGAGAGAAAGAUGCGCAGUCUGCAGCUGUGUGCUCAAUAAUGGCGCACGUUCACCUCUCUUCUAGAAGCAUGGUGAGGAGGAUUUACGGAAUGGAGGCGCUGAAGUUCUACUCGCCUGAUACGUAUUUGGAUUUUAUAGAUCUGUUCAGGAAGAUAUGCAAGAGGUUAUGUUUGAAAGAAAAGGAAGAGGUAGUUCACCUAGACAAAGCUAUCAAGAGAAUAGACGAAGCUACUCACAGUCUGAACAAGAUGCAGCGAGAGUUAGAUCAACUGGCACCGGUGUUUGAAGCGUCCAAGACGGACGUGCAGUUGCGACACGAGGCUGUGGAAGCGUGUCAAAAGGAGUAUGCUGCUGCCAAGGACCGCUGCAAGAAACAGGAGCAGGAUAUCGAGGGCAUGCAGGGACCCAUUGAGAUCCUCAAAAAGGAGGCUCAGGCCGAGUUUGAAAAGGUCAACCCCUUGUUUGACGCAGCAUGGAAGGCCAUCAAUUCGCUGGAUAUUCACGAUGUAGAAGAAAUCAGAAGUUACCGAACUCCGCCUGCGAUUGUUAGAUUGGUUGUAGAUGCAAUUUGUGUGUUAUUUGGAAAAGAGCAGACCUGGGAAGAGGGCAAGCUUCUCCUCAACCGGAACGACUUCUUCAAAGAUCUGGAAUUUUACAACAUGAUUGGCAUGCCUGAUGCUAUUUUCAAUGCGCUCAGAGGUUUUUACGACAACCCGUUGUUCCGUGCAGACAUUGUCAAGGACGGCAGCGUGGCUGCUAGGUCUCUCUGUCUGUGGGUACGAGCCGUGUACGAGUUCUGUUUGGUACACAGAGCCCUGGAACCAAAACGACAGCAGCUGCGGAAGGCAGAGCAGGAACUCGAAAAGGCAAAGUCCAUUCUAGGAGAGAUGCGAGUGAGGUGUAAUGCCAUCAAACAAGAGCUUGAGUCAAAUAUCCAGUUGUACAAAGACAGUGUCAAACAUUCCAGGACAGUUGAAAAACAGAUCCAGAACAUACAAGCUGUGUAAGCCAAGGGAGUGGCGCUUGUCGACAGUCUGUCCACCUAUUCUAACUUGUGGCAUAGCAAUCGAUCGAUC